Budorcas taxicolor (takin) is the source of this 2691-nucleotide messenger RNA. RefSeq names its product myelin regulatory factor like (gene MYRFL). Gene Ontology annotation, biological process: protein autoprocessing; positive regulation of DNA-templated transcription. Gene Ontology annotation, molecular function: DNA-binding transcription factor activity; sequence-specific DNA binding. The record is from RefSeq and is a predicted model, not a curated record. Gene Ontology annotation, cellular component: endoplasmic reticulum membrane; nucleus. Bases 1 to 2691 code for a protein of 896 amino acids. The transcript is spliced from 25 exons. Lineage: Eukaryota; Metazoa; Chordata; Mammalia; Artiodactyla; Bovidae.
AUGGAUGUGGUAGGCGAAAACGAGGCCCUACAACAGUUCUUUGAAGCUCAAGGUGCCAAUGGUACUCUGGGGAACCCCACCCUGGAUACAAGUCUACUGGAGGAGUUCUUGGGCAAUGACUUCGAUUUGGGAGCCUUGCAAGGCCAGCUCCCAGACACCCCACCCUAUUCUGCAUCAGAUUCCUGCUCUCCUCCACAGGUCAAAGGUGCAUGCUGUCUGACUCUGACGCCUACAGCCCCGGGGACACCAGUUGGCCGCCUCCAUUCGGCAAAUGCACCUGGGAUUCCGCCUGCACACCAGUCGCACAGCUCGUCUGAAAUGAGCAGCUCUGGCCAUCCCCACAGUGCCUUUCACAACUGCUACCCAGACGCCAGUCACCUCAUGAGCCCCCUGGACCAGUCUGUGUCUGGGGGAAUUGGUUGUUCUUACCAUCAGCAGCCUCUGUGCCACAGUCCUGGAGUCUCAUUGCCACCAACCAAGAAGAGAAAGUGCACACAGGUGCUGGAGGACUCCGGGGACUGUCACGUGUGGACCCACCACUCCAGACCCAUGACAGGGAGGAGUCACAGCAUCGAAGUGCAAGAUCUGGACAGUGAGACACAGAACAUGAUGCUUGCAGACCAGCCCUCUCCUGCUUUGAAGUGGCAGCCAUACCGAAGUGUUCCUUGGCAUAGCUUAUUAAACAGUCAAUAUGAAAAACUACCCGAUGUAGGCUAUCGAGUCGUCACAGACAAAGGAUUUAAUUUUUCGCCAGCAGAUGAAGCUUUUGUUUGCCAAAAGAAGAACCAUUUUCAGAUCACCAUCCAUAUUCAAGUUUGGGGAAGUCCAAAAUUUGUCAAAACCCAAAUGGGUCUAAAGCCAAUAGAAACGUUUUACUUGAAACCUUUUGGGGUUAAGGUAGAAGCCACCAAUCAAAUAAUUGCUAUUGAACAGUCCCAAGCAGACAGAAGCAAAAAGAUUUUCAAUCCUGUUAAAAUUAACCUGCUGGCCGACCAGGUCACCAAAGUAACUCUGGGCCGGUUACACUUCAGUGAAACCACAGCAAAUAACAUGAGAAAGAAGGGGAAGCCAAACCCUGACCAGAGAUACUUCAUGUUGGUGGUUGGACUGUAUGCUGCUAACCAAGGCCAGUUCUACCUGUUGUCUGCCCACAUCUCUGAACGAAUCAUUGUAAGGGCCUCCAACCCUGGGCAAUUUGAAAAUGACAUUGAUGCAUUAUGGCAGCGAGGACAAGUUCCAGAGUCUGUCGUUUGUCACGGUCGCGUGGGCAUAAACACAGAUGCACCGGACGAAGCCCUGGUUGUCUGUGGCAACAUGAAAGUGAUGGGGACGAUUAUGCAUCCCUCUGACAGCCGGGCAAAGCAGAACGUCCAGGAGGUUGACACAAACGAACAGCUGAGAAGAAUAGCCCAAAUGAGGAUUGUUGAAUAUGACUACAAGCCUGAAUUUGCAUCUGCAAUGGGAAUAAAUGCUGCCCAUCAGACAGGAAUGAUCGCCCAGGAGGUGCAAGAGAUCCUGCCCAGAGCUGUGAGGGAGGUUGGCGAUGUCACCUGUGAAAACGGAGAGACGUUGGAGAACUUCCUCAUGGUGGAUAAGGACCAGAUCUUCAUGGAAAAUGUGGGUGCAGUGAAGCAGCUUUGCAAAUUAACCAACAACCUUGAAGAAAGAAUAGAAGAGUUAGAAAUAUGGAACAGAAAGCUGGCCAGGCUAAAGCGGCUCAGUAGUUGGAAGUCCUCUGCCAGUGAGGCGAGCUCAAUCAGCAAAUUUAGCAGAGCUCUUAGUGCAUCUUCUCCAAAAAGGACCAUUUCCAAAAAAAACAGCAAGGUUUCUUUUUCAGGAAAAAAACAGUCAUGUCCUAACUGGGUUUUCCAGAGCUUGGUUAUAACCCUCAUUGCUGUGAUGGCAUUUUGCUUAAAAGAUCAAGACCGAUGUACCCCAAGUGCCCCUUCCGGCAACCUCACAAGCUCUCAGGAGCCAGCUCUGCCCUCCACAGCUUCCCCCUCAGCACCUAAUACAACCCUGGCAACCACACUGCCCUCCUUCCAAGUACCUGAGAUCACUUUCUGUGAGAUCCUGCCAUGUCAGCAGACUUACUGCUGCCCCAUCUGGAGAACAAGAAGCGGCCUCUCAAGCCCCAUGCAAAGACGGUCGGAGGAGCAGGAGCUGCACCAGGGGCCAUGGGCAGGCAGAAGCGCAUCAUUCUUGGCAGCAGAGGCACAAACCAACAUCGACUGGAGAAGUGAUUGGAUUGAUACAACCAUCAGUUCUAUUCAGAUUAUGGAAAUCCAGCAAAUAAUAGAUCAACGGUAUUGCAGUAGAAGCCUCCAGUGCGGGUCUGGAAAUUACUAUUACCAUAUUCCUGUUAAUAAGUACACACCUACCAAUGUCAAAUUCUCUCUGGAAAUCAACACAACAGAGCCACUGAUAGUCUUCCAGUGCAAGUUCACCCUUGGAAAUAUGUGUUUCCAUAGUAAAAUUGAGGCCAAAGGGAUGGAAAGUCAACAGGAAGUCUCCCAGGAGAUGACACAGGGGUAUCAGCACAUUUGGAGCCUCCCUGUAGCACCACUCUUCGACAGUGGGUACCAUUUCCGGGUAGCUGCACCGGAUUUAGCUGACUGUUCAACGGACCCUUAUUUUGCCGGGAAAUUCUUUACAGACUACUUCUUUUACUUCUAUCGACAUUGUGUAUAA